AUGUCGCCCUCCUCCGUUACAUCUACCUCUUCCUUCAUCUCGAGUUCUGACGAUGAUUCACUUAAAGGCAAAUCUGUUUCUCUCGGCGUGGGCGAAAAUGAAGGUUCCGCGUACAGGGCAAUCGAGAUCACCCCAAACGAUACCGUAAUAGAGACCGAGGACCGUCACAGGCUCCCGGGAGUCCCACUGUGCGAGGCGCGCAAGCUCAACGCUCUGAGAUCAAAGAAAGAAGAAGAACGGGAAGGGAAGCAUGGGUUAUUGUCGAGUUCGCCACGUAUGGAUGAGACGUCUCCGCACGUGGUUAUUGACGCGGCGAAAGGUAAAAUCAAACGAACAGCUGGCAUAGGUGGGGAGGAAGAUGAAACACAUACGAAUAUAGAACGUGCGCCAGCAUCAACCAAUCCAUUGUUUCCACCUUUGCCGGUUUACGGACCUGCUACGCCCCUGAGAAGACUGCAGUGUAUGUUUUUUCGCGUUACGAGCGGCGCUUUAUCACUUUCUUUUCUUGGUGUUAUUGUGGCAGGGUCUAUCGCAAAGUCAAUACCGGUCUUUGUAUCAAACGCAAUCAAAAACUUAAAGGGAGUAGAUCCGGACGCAUCACGCCCAUUCAACGAAAUUGAAAAGGAGCGCGCCGAGAAACGGCGGCUUGAAGAAGCGGUGUGGAGGAGCCAGAAGAAAAACUCACUAGACACCCUUGGCGAGGCCGAGAUCGGCGGGAGAGGAGCAAUGAAUAGACAGCGUACAGGCGGCAAGGAUAAGCUGUUAUGUGAUGUCGGAUAUUAUGCUAGAAGAGUUGGGCUCGAGCUUGAAGAGUUCCAGGUAGAAACAGAGGAUGGUUUUCUUAUUGACCUGCAACACAUAUUUGACCCCGAUGAUCCACCGUACUAUCCUGGCGAGGUCGGCGAGGGCGGUGCGAGGGUAGGGAGAAAGAAGUAUCCAGUGUUGCUUAUGCAUGGACUUUUGCAGAGCUCAGGAUCAUUUUGUGUUAAUGAUGAAGAUAGUUUGGCGUUUUACCUCUGUAAAAGUGGUUAUGAUGUCUGGCUUGGUAACAACCGUUGCGGUUUCAACCCAUCACAUACUGUCUUGAAAUAUAGCGACCCCCGUAUGUGGGCAUGGAAUAUUAGGCAAAUGGGCAUUCUUGACCUCCCUGCAUUCAUCAAUCAUAUUCUAGCCCGUACGCACUUCAAGAAGCUAGGCCUCGUCUGUCACUCGCAGGGAACAACACAAACCUUUGUAGCUCUUGCCAAGCAACAACGUCCCGAUAUCGGCGAAAAGAUAACUGUAUUCUGUGCUCUCGCCCCUGCGGUCUACGCAGGCCCACUUAUUGACAAGUUCUACUUCAAGUUCAUGAAGAUCAUCCCACCAAGUAUGUUCCGCAUAGUUUUUGGGAUACAUGCAUUCAUUCCGUUCAUGUUGACGAUGCAUUCCACCGUCCCCGCGAGUAUCUACGGCGCUCUCGGCUAUCGCGUGUUUUGGUUCCUGUUUGGCUGGAGUGAUCGACUCUGGGACCGUGGGCUUCGUAGCCGUUUCUUCCAAUUUGCGCCUGUUUAUGUCUCGUCUGAGACACUUCGCUGGUGGUUGGGCGGAUUUGCUCGCCACAGGUGUAUUCUCUCUACUCACACUGAAGAAGAAGAAGCUGCUCUUGAAGAAGCAGAAGAAGAACAAAAGCGUCAAUCCGCCCUUGCGAACGGGGAAAGACCUAACGACGAUGGGGGGGACGAACAUUCUCCAGCGCCCUCUGCUUCUUCAUCAUCAUCCUCAGUCGGAGGCGGUGCGUGGUAUGAUUCGCGUUGCCCUCCAAUCGCACUUUGGAUAGCGGGCAACGAUGACCUUGUUGACGGAGCGAGACUGCUGCGGAGAUUUGAUAAGGGUAAGGAGCCGGAUGUGAGGCUUGUUCACAGAUCCGUUAUUGAGGAAUACGAACAUCUCGAUGUCAUUUGGGCGAUGGACGCGGUGGAGAAGGUUUUCAAAGGCGUUAAAGAGGUCAUUUGGGAAUGCGCAGAAGAGGAUGUGAAGGGAAGAGUAGUUGUGCCAAAAGGGUGCAGUCCAUGA
Molecule: messenger RNA, 2052 nt
Organism: Morchella importuna
Lineage: Eukaryota; Fungi; Ascomycota; Pezizomycetes; Pezizales; Morchellaceae
Exons: 2
Coding region: 1-2052 (683 amino acids)
Biological process (GO): lipid metabolic process
Source: RefSeq, a predicted model, not a curated record